Messenger RNA from Drosophila sulfurigaster albostrigata, 410 nucleotides. RefSeq names its product tenecin-3-like. The record is from RefSeq and is a predicted model, not a curated record. The transcript is spliced from 2 exons. The coding region runs from base 33 to 398 and encodes 121 amino acids. NCBI's taxonomy places the organism in Eukaryota, Metazoa, Arthropoda, Insecta, Diptera, Drosophilidae.
AUCAUUCAGUUUUACAUCUGGAAAAUACCAAAAUGCGUGCUUCAAUCAUCAUUGUCCUGGUUGCUGUGGCUGCUAUCGUUGCUGCUGAUGCUCACAAGCUAAGAGGCAAUCAGGGAGGCCAGCAAGGCGGACAACAAGGUGGAUCCCAGGGUGGUCAACAAGGUGGACAGCAGGCCGGUCCUCAGGGAGGUCCCCAGGGAGGUCCUCAGGGAGGUCCCCAGGGAGGUCCCCAGGGAGGUCCCCAGGGAGGUCCCCAGGGCGGUCCAUGGGGUCCUAACAACAGUUCUAGCACCAGCACCACCACCAGCACUACGGAAUCCAGCUCUGACAGCACAACCACAACUGAGGCCUCAACCUCAACAGUCGCUGCCGAUGAGACCACCACAUUCGCUGCAUAAAUUCCCAAAAAA